UAUCUAUUAUCUAUUAUAACACUAUUUCGAUUAAUAAAAUAAUAACGUUUAGGGUCGGAUCUGACCCUGCAGCAAUACCGUUUUUGCGAGUAAAAUAAUAGAAAAACGUAGCGUUCCGUUAUGAUACUAUAAUUUCGUGUUUUUUGAGGUGUCGAUAAAGUCACAAUUGCGUGCGAUUACGAUAAUAGUGUGCUAAUUCCUCGUUAAUUCGAUGUAUAGACUUAGGAUCGCGGGUGAAUACGCGACGGGCAGCACCUAAGACCCCCUACUACCAAACUGGUCAUUUGCAGCAAAUGACGCCAGCCGCAAGUGAACGUCCUGUAUAUAAGCCCAGGACGACAGUCGAAAAGGCACAUCAUUCGAUCAGUCGUCUUUUCGAACACACAGAGAACCUUAUAGAGAACUGUCCACAGCCAAACGAAUCGCUCGACAUCACUCGACGAAUACUCAAAAUCAACACUCGUCACAAAUUUUCAUCUACAACUACAACAACAUGUUCAAGUACACAAUCAUGAUCGCGGUUGUCGUAUCGGCGUCUCUGGCCAACUCCGUUCCAACCAACUCUUCCGCGGCAGCGGCCAACCGGUACGACCCUAUGUCUGGCGCGGCCACAAUCUUACACAAGAGCAAACAAUACGUCAAGCCGGACCAACGCCAAUCGUUGUUCUCGUACGAGUCCUCCAACGGACAGUCGAACCACGGCGGCCAUCACUUGUUAGAGUCCGGUCUGUCCGGCCUGCUCGAGGCGAUCAGCAUCCCAAAGAAGAUCAUCGGCAGCGUGGUCAGUCUGCUCAAGACGAUCGAUCUGAGGAAACUCGUCAAGAUCGCCCUGAUCGGCGGCGCAGUGGUCGUGUUGGGCGCUGUGGCCGUGGCCGGAGCCGCCGGUAUCGCUGCCAUUGUGACCGCGGUAGGCGCGGCAAUCCCGUACAUCCGGUUCUUCUUCGGACACAAUAAGGGACAGGUUUCCGACUCCGAGAUAGACGUCAUCAGCGAAUUCGUGUUGGACGCUUUCAACAAGUACGAUCAUCAGCACAAGGCGUAACGACGAGGCUCGUAAUACUAUAUUUAUAUAAUUAUCGACCGUCCGGUUAUAUUUAUUGUACAUUAUAUUAAUAUUCACGACUCGCCCAAAACGGCUUACCUAUAUUUAUAUUAUUUAUAAAUUAUAUUAUAUUUUAUGUUUAUAAGUGUGAUUAUAAUAUAAUAAACAAAAAUGUUCUACUCUUA
Molecule: messenger RNA, 1227 nt
Organism: Aphis gossypii (cotton aphid)
Lineage: Eukaryota; Metazoa; Arthropoda; Insecta; Hemiptera; Aphididae
Exons: 2
Coding region: 494-1042 (182 amino acids)
Source: RefSeq, a predicted model, not a curated record